Molecule: messenger RNA, 1755 nt
Organism: Aptenodytes forsteri (emperor penguin)
Lineage: Eukaryota; Metazoa; Chordata; Aves; Sphenisciformes; Spheniscidae
Product: protein Wnt-7a
Exons: 3
Coding region: 128-976 (282 amino acids)
Biological process (GO): neuron differentiation; multicellular organism development; canonical Wnt signaling pathway
Cellular component (GO): extracellular region
Molecular function (GO): frizzled binding; cytokine activity
Source: RefSeq, a predicted model, not a curated record
CUUUUCCUCUGUGGUGGCCCUGGGAGCCAGCAUCAUCUGUAACAAGAUCCCAGGUCUUGCCCCCCGGCAGCGGGCGAUCUGCCAGAGCAGGCCCGACGCUAUUAUCGUCAUCGGGGAAGGGUCCCAGAUGGGCAUCAACGAGUGCCAGUUCCAGUUUCGCAACGGGCGCUGGAACUGCUCUGCCCUGGGAGAGAGGACCGUCUUCGGGAAGGAGCUGAAAGUGGGUAGCAGAGAAGCAGCAUUCACAUAUGCCAUCAUUGCUGCUGGAGUAGCACAUGCAAUCACGGCUGCCUGUACACAGGGCAACCUGAGUGACUGUGGUUGUGACAAAGAAAAACAAGGACAGUACCAUAAAGAGGAAGGAUGGAAAUGGGGAGGCUGCUCUGCUGACAUCAGAUACGGAAUAGGAUUCGCCAAAGUGUUUGUGGAUGCCCGGGAGAUUAAGCAAAAUGCAAGGACCCUCAUGAACCUGCACAACAACGAGGCCGGGCGGAAGAUUCUGGAAGAAAACAUGAAGUUAGAGUGCAAGUGCCAUGGGGUCUCAGGAUCCUGUACCACUAAAACAUGCUGGACAACCCUGCCUAAAUUCCGGGAGCUGGGCUACAUCCUUAAGGACAAAUACAACGAAGCUGUUCAAGUCGAACCAGUGAGGGCAAGUCGUAACAAGCGUCCAACCUUCCUCAAAAUAAAAAAGCCACUUUCCUAUCGCAAACCCAUGGAUACAGAUUUAGUGUACAUAGAAAAAUCUCCCAAUUAUUGUGAAGAAGACCCUGUCACUGGCAGUGUGGGAACGCAGGGAAGGAUGUGCAACAAGACAGCCCAGCAGUCCAAUGGCUGCGAUCUGAUGUGCUGUGGUCGAGGUUACAAUACACACCAGUACUCAAGAGUGUGGCAGUGCAACUGCAAAUUUCAUUGGUGCUGCUAUGUUAAAUGCAACACAUGCAGUGAAAGAACAGAAGUAUAUACCUGUAAGUGAGUACGUGGCUGGGCAGGCUGACCAUGUCCCUGGCCACGAAUACAUUUGCACAUGCACUCAACGUACCUACGCAAGACUGUAGGAAAGACCUGCUCUCCCAGAAGAAAUGCUGAUGAAUGGAGCCCUCUCUUUUCUUCUCAUGUUUCAUUGCUUAUGUCGAUACACAUUUCAGACUCUUAACAAAAGUCAGCCAAGAAACAAAAACAAACAAACCCCACCCCGAGCCACCUGACACACAAAAGAGAGAAAAAGAUCAUCUCAGUUAAUCUGCACCUCUAAAGCAAGAAGCAUUGACUGCCUUGUGAAGAGACACCAGUCAGAGAAAAAUCUCUGAGCGUGGCAAUUAACUCUUUGUUUGGAAAAAAGACGGUCAAAAACUUCAGUCUAUAAGGAGCAGGGAGGGGUAGGGGAGAAAUCCUCAAAAAAGGGCUUUGCACAGGAUCUGAUGGACAGUGCCCAACGUGAAUUGCCCAUGCGAGUGUGUGGAUGACACGGAUUUAGGCUUCUACACUUGUGAAAAGCUUCUGCUGGUCUUGUCCAUCUUACCACUUCAUACCACUUGCUACAGCGAGUAGAACUAUUGAAGUUUUCUGUAGACACUGCUUUAUCUGCCUAUUUUGUGUGUGUGUGUGCUGCAGAUUUUAGCACAGGGAUUUGGGACACUUGGGCAUAAUAAUAGCAAUAUUUAACAAUUUAUUCAGAUAAAACUAAUAUUAAUUUAUUUAAUUAAAAAGAACUCUACCAACAUUUUUGGAACUAUUCUGCAAUUAAAGUAGAUA